AUUUAGUCCUUCUGAGAAGCAUCGCGCUGGAUUUAAAAAUAGCAGGUUGCCCUUAAAAAUGUCAAGAAAAAACAAAGCAAUUUUUGAGCGAAUUGGCAGAAGAAAGCUUCUUCAAACAGAUGAUGGUGCUGAGGUGGUCCCGAUAAGUGACCUCGUGAUAGUUAGUAAAGAUGGAAGUGGGAACUUCACCACCAUUAAUCAAGCUUUGGCGAUAGCUCCAAAUAACUCACUAGCUAGUGAUGGAUAUUUCCUGAUAUAUGUUGUUGCAGGGGUUUACGAAGAAUAUGUUACUAUUCCAAAGAACAAGAAGUACUUGAUGAUGAUAGGGGAUGGCAUCAAUCAGACUGUGAUCACUGGCAAUCAUAACGUUGUCGAUGGAUGGACCACGUUCAAUUCCCCAACAUUUGCUGUGGUGGGGCAAGGAUUUGUAGGUGUGAAUAUAACAUUCAGAAACACAGCGGGAGGAAUCAAGCAUCAAGCAGUUGCAGUAAGAAAUGGAGCGGAUCAGUCUACUUUCUAUAGCUGCAGUUUUGAGGGAUACCAAGACACUCUCUACGUGCACUCUCAAAGGCAAUACUACACAGAAUGUGACAUCUAUGGCACGGUAGAUUUCAUAUUUGGUAACGCCGCUGCAGUAUUUCAGAAUUGCAACAUUUAUCCACGACUUCCAUUGGCCAAUCAGUUCAAUGCCAUCACGGCUCAAGGAAGAAUUGAUCCGAAUCAGAACACAGGCAUUUCUAUACAAAAUUGUAAUAUCAAAGCUGCUGAUGAUUUGGCAUCUAGCAAUGGGACUACACAGACCUAUCUAGGAAGGCCCUGGAAACAAUACUCAAGGACUAUAUACACUCAAUCUUUCAUGGAUAGCUUAAUUAAUCCUGCUGGAUGGCGUGAAUGGUCUGGAGAUUUUGCUCUAAGUACAUUAUACUAUGCUGAGUUGGGCAACACGGGACCAGGAUCAGUAACUAAUAAACGGGUCACAUGGCCUGGAUUCCACAUAAUUACUGCUAAAGAAGCGGCUAAUUUCACAGUAUCUAACUUCUUGCUAGGAGAUGACUGGUUACCACAGACAGGGGUGCCUUAUGCUGGGGGCUUAUAACUGAACUACAUUGAAGUUUUACUAUUGAUUGUGUACUGAAGAACUGGUAUUAUUUUCUCAAGCAUUCUAGGCUUACCUAGCUAUAUAAGCUGGUGUAGUAGAUUAUUAGAGUAAUAUAGCACAAGUUGUUUCCUUACU
Messenger RNA from Daucus carota subsp. sativus, 1234 nucleotides. Its product is annotated as probable pectinesterase/pectinesterase inhibitor 7. Gene Ontology annotation, molecular function: pectinesterase activity; pectinesterase inhibitor activity. The transcript has 2 exons. Bases 59 to 1096 code for a protein of 345 amino acids. NCBI's taxonomy places the organism in Eukaryota, Viridiplantae, Streptophyta, Magnoliopsida, Apiales, Apiaceae. Gene Ontology annotation, biological process: cell wall modification. The record is from RefSeq and is a predicted model, not a curated record.